Exophiala aquamarina CBS 119918 is the source of this 1686-nucleotide messenger RNA. RefSeq lists its product as uncharacterized. The transcript has a single exon. NCBI's taxonomy places the organism in Eukaryota, Fungi, Ascomycota, Eurotiomycetes, Chaetothyriales, Herpotrichiellaceae. The record is from RefSeq and is a predicted model, not a curated record. The coding region runs from base 1 to 1686 and encodes 561 amino acids.
AUGCGGUAUCUCGCCGCAUGCGCUGCAUCUGAGCAAUGGCUCAUCAUCACUCUCAGCGUGCUGGCCAAGCAGUCAAUGAAGCUCGAAGUUCUCGAGAAAGACCCGCCAGCAUAUGCUAAAAUGAGCCAGGAGGCAGAAGAAGAUCUCAAUGAUGAGCAGGAACAACAUAGGUAUUUGAGCAUACUGGAGAAGCCAUCGUCUCUUAUCUCGGACACCGACAAAUUCCUCGAAAUGGAUCAGAUUUAUCACUUUGAAGAAUGGUACAUACGCGACACAAUAAACUGGCUAUUCUUGUACAUGCUCUCCGCGAUUGGCGGAAGCUCCCCAACCACCGACGGCGGCUCAUGCUUCGAAAUGAGCACCCGGGUCUACAGAACCGGCAUGAGCAGUUCACCUCUGGUCAUCUCCUCUGAUUGGGAUGGCGAAUAUUCAGCCUCGUCUGACGCUCAGAGAAUCAGAUAUUGCAGGUCUGCUCUAGACAUCUUGUUACUAAACACUCGUGAAAUUGCUAAGCACAAGAGCCACACAAGCAGGCUCGUCCAAAUUCAAUGGGAUUUUGAGGGCUCGAGAGAUCCGGAAUACCGCCCCGUAGAGCUACAGCACCAAGCUUGUACCCAACGCCAAUUUUCCAUCUCUUCGAUGGACGAUGCCCUCAGUAUGAUAAUGCCAUUGGCUCUCUGCAACGCGCAUGCAGCCAUUGAGGCAUUCUGCAUGAUUACUACGACGAAUAUUUCGUGCGUAUCGACGGGCAAGCCGCGAUCUCGCGAGUAUAUCGACGAGCACUUCUUGGCCAAAUUCUCAUUCACAACCUCGGCUUACAACAAAGCCCAACAGAAAAUUGGAACAUCGCCGGGAUACAAGAGUCUCCAAAAGGCCAACUCGCGGGAGGAGCGUCUCGUUCCUAGCUGCAGCCUCGAGUCUACCAAUGAGCGUGACUGUGACUGGCCUACCUUCAAAAAGCAAAUGGACACCACAUCAGAGUGGAAGCUGGACGAAACGUGCGUUAUCGUCGAAUGCGGUCCCUAUGUUUGGACCAUCAUGGGAAUUGCUCUCUUCAUCGUGAUCGGCGGAUUGGCGGUACCAUUCAGCAGCCAUGUGCGCCUAGAGGGAGUCGAUCCGUUCAACAUUACCACGUUUGUCUGGCUGCUUGUGGCAUUUUUCGUCCUUAUCGCGAAGAGCCGGUACGUCCCCAACUGGGCAUGGCACGACUUUCUCCAUCGACGCAUCAUCUGCCGGACUGUCACCGAACUAGCUAAUGUCACAGCCAUGGACCCUCAGCUGGUCAUACACAAGCUGCUCGUCAGCGAGAACUCUUCAGUCUUGGGCACUCGUGGCCCACACAAUAGCAUGUUCAAGCUGCAGCGACCGAACGGCUUCUCCAUCGAUGUGCCUGUGAAAACACCAACUCUGUAUACCAAUGGCUUCGUGCUGUUCCGCUGCCUGGGAAAGGUCGACCAACAUAUUGUUUGCCUCGAUGCUCGCCCUAUCGAUCUGACCAGUACAUCCCUCCUCGUCGCUGAGCACCGCCCCACACAAAAGUCCUUUGGGUGCAGACUGCCCGCCCCGAGCCAGCCCGUCCCCAGCAACGGUAUGAAAUUGUACAUGGAUGUGCUGAAGCUGACUGAGCGCGAGUAUGAAGGCGACCGUAUCUUGGGGCUUUUCCUGGCUGGUGCUGAGUUCGGGUAA